Molecule: messenger RNA, 1744 nt
Organism: Phytophthora nicotianae INRA-310
Lineage: Eukaryota; Oomycota; Peronosporomycetes; Peronosporales; Peronosporaceae
Exons: 1
Source: RefSeq, a predicted model, not a curated record
CGACAACGUGUACAUAGCUGAGCCCACCUGCCAGACGUGCGCAACAAGACGAAGCUCAAGACGAUGACAACAACCCGCCUCCACUCCCCAAUAGACAGCGCCGUCCCCUCACUGCACUUCAUGGAGGCGCAGUACCAAUCCACACGACACAGAGCUGCAGAGCCACUCGCGAACGAUGUGGACUCGGAAAUAUCGGAGACGAGACGGCGACGGCGACAAGCCGGAGAGAUUUUCGACCUCGGCGAUGUGCCGGCGUGGCUCGGCUGGCUAUUUAUCUACACAUUCGUGCUCUUCUACUUUUCCGUCAGUCGCUUCGUCGCGCUCAAGGCUCUAGUGAUCAAGUACAGUAGCGUGGCCGAAUACACUACACGAGUCAAGGCCGCGGUCAUGGGACUCGGCUUCUUAGAGGAUUUCGUCUGCACCACUUACUUCGCUACUUUACUCUGCAUCUUUGACUCGCUCAAACGCGUAGCAAUGGGCCACCACAAGCUUGUCCGCGUGCUCGCAACAUUCUUCGUCUCCUCUGCGCUGUUCCUGGCUAUGAUGGCCCCGUUCAUCGCGGACUUGCUGCUGGUAGUGCACCGGGACAUGAGAUUUAGUAGCGGUCUUGUCGCUACGAUCAUCAGGGAGAGAGAACAUCUCAAAGACGCGCCGAUCACCGAAGAGGAAGUCAAUACUAGCUACGUUAAUGCGUUGGGGCUCAUGAUGGUCGCGACCUUCUUUGGUCUUGUGCGUGCAUUCGCCGACUGGACAGAUCUAUCGCAGUGGAAUCCUACGCACUUGGCGUUGAAUCUCCUGGUGCCAAGGCUGAUCCUUUUGGAAUCCCGUAGCAACAAGUGUAUCAACAAAAACGCAGUGCAGGAUGUGGACCAAACUCUGGAAGAGGGAGAAGGCAACGCAUCACCGACUACCGAUACGCAUUCUCUGCUACCUUCAGCGAAGACUGAGAGCUAUCGCCGUCUCGCUUGUCACCAGGCUGUGCGAGCUACUGUCGUUGUUAUCGGCCUGGUUCUCGUCCCUGCGGCUGUCGUGUCAAUCAGCAGUGCCAGCUCACCUCUAGUGGCAUACUCGGCGUUGAAUGCGACCCUGAAUGAACUGUUUGCCAACGCCUUGCAGCCCGCACCGACUGAUCUCACACUCAGCAAAGUGUUCGGCGACCAGCCGUGGGUAGAAAUGUUCAUCCACAAGACUGAGAAGCACGAGCUCUUCGGGGACGACUCGCUAUACCGCCGUACAACAGGAUUCCAAGGCGACUUAGCGUUCGACGUCGACGUGAAGAGCAACAACCCGCCGAACGUUCUGGUCAUCGGCGUCGAGUCCUUCCGCUUCCAGGACUCGCGCUACCUCGUGGGAGAAGAAGACCCGUCAAACCUGUUCAAAGGCACAAAUUUGACAAUAACUCCAAAUUUUGACAAAUGGGCGAAGCGAGGUGUUGCUUUUCGUAAUAUUUGGUCGAGCAACCCAACAAGUCGCUCGCUGGAAAGUGUACUAUUCGCACAGAUCCCGUACCACAGCGCUGUGAAGACAGGUAUCACGGGUGGUGCAAAGGACACAAAUUUGACCGGAAUGCCGCAAUUUUUCACACAAAAAGGGUACGAAACGUGGUUCACUACAGGGUCUUCUAUUGAUCUCGACGGCUGGGAUAUUUUUCUUCCUACCCACGGGUUUGACACUGUAUGGGAUAACAAAAAGAUGAUGGAGCUGGCUGAAGGUUAUCUAGGCAUUACCCAUGAUGAUUGGCUUG